GUAUGCCCACCUAAUAAUAACGAAAAAGAGCGAUUCUCAUCGUUCGCGCGCAAUUGGUCGUCAUCGCCAUCGCGAUAAUAGUGACUUGUGAUAACAUCGAUAACGUGUUACAUGUAUUAUUUACUCGAGACGGUCUCUUACGGUGUGAGUAAAUUGCUAAAUACAGAUGAUACAACAGGCCGGAAAUUACCCGCGCGGAAGUGAAAAAGUGAUGCGUUGUCGGACUUACGUGCGAAUGUGGCAACGCCGCACCUCUUGACUAUCACGUAGUGUAGGUGUUAGUUUGACCUUGUCAAUUGAGACAAAAAAAAGUGCACCGACGACAACAAUCACAACGGCGACAUCAAAAGCGAGGCGGGACUAAAAAAUAAUGGCGUCUAGACGCUUUCUGUCGAUAUCGACGAAGAGCCUGGGAAAAAUAAUGACCACGUUUCCAAGAAUGGGCAGUUUCAGUUCCGCCCCGAGAAUUUCGAACGGCGACGUUCAAGACAACGACAUCGUUCUGCCGAAAAACCUAAGCAGGGACGAGUUGCUGCAGUUCUGCAAGAAACGACCAUACGGCCAGAUGAUGUUCAAGCGAGCUUUCAAGAAAACCAGGAGUAUGAACGGGGACUGUUACGAACUCAAGUAUAAGAAACUUAACGCCGUCACUGAAGUGUGCAGCGAUUAUCUCAGCGGUCCCCACAACUUGAGAGUGUUUCAGUGGAACAUCCUUUCUCAAGCGCUAGGCAAAAUGAACGACAACUUCGCGAGGUGUCCCGACGAGGCGUUGGAUUGGAACCACCGGAAGUACCUGAUCAUAGAAGAAAUCGUCGAAUACUGCCCCGAUAUAAUAUGUCUGCAGGAAGUCGACCACUUUAACUUUUUAAAGCACGUCCUGGGCACCCAGGGGUACUGCGGUAUGUUUUUCCCCAAGCCGGAUUCGCCGUGCUUCUACAUACACGGUAACAACGGUCCCGAUGGGUGCGCCAUCUUUUACAAGAAAGACAAGUUCGAUCUGACGAGGGCCGAGACAAGAAUACUCGAAAUUUGGACCAUCCAGAGCAACCAAGUGGCGAUAUUGGUGAACUUAAAAAUAAAAGAAAGUGGACAAGAAAUCUGCGUGGCGACUACGCAUCUUAAAGCGAGGCACAGCGCCCUCUUGGCCACAUUACGCAACGAACAGGGAAAAGAUUUGGUUCAGUUCUUGCAGCGGCAUUGCGAAGACAGACCUUUAAUAGUAUGCGGCGACUUUAACGCCGAACCUAGCGAACCUGUUUACACGACGAUGCUCAAAAGUAGGGAGGACAUGGCCAGCGCUUAUGCAGACUGUGAUAUUAACUCUAGGCUCACCUCUCGGGAGAGGGAACCUCUCUAUACGACUUGGAAAAUUAGAGAGGAAGGUGAAAUUUGUCACACCAUCGAUUACAUUUUCUAUGGCAAAGAUAAACUGGAGGUGGAGAGUGUAUUGGAAAUACCAUCCGGAGAGGAUAUCGGUGAAGAUCGGGUACCGUCUCUCUCGUAUCCAUCCGAUCAUUUCUCGUUAGUGUGCGACUUUAAAAUAAGGACCGAUGGUGAUAAUUAAGUGUUAUCUGCGCUGCUAACAUGAUGGGCCGAAUAGAACUGUGAUGAUUUUUGCCUUAACUAAUUUCAGCGUUUUAGUAACAAAAGGGUCAUUGUAUUAUGAAGAUUUUCUGUUGUUUUUUAAGUAUAAGUAAAUUUUGUGAUAAAUAAAUUAAUACCUAUGUUGAUAAUAAAUAUUUAAGUCAAAAAGUGCAAGGUUUGAUUUUACAUGACGUCAUUAGGCACCGCGACAUAAACGUGGUAAAUACAACCGCUGUGUGACAGCCAUCGACUGACUUUUCUGUGAAUUUGAAUGUGUUUUUCAUAUAUUUGAGAGAUAUAUGAAUACCAUAGACAACUAUAUUAAAUUGGCUGUAGAUGGGAAACUUUACUCUUGGAGAAUUGAAACAGCAUCACUGACGCCAUCUAGCGCGAUGUAAGAAACUAAUAGAGAAGUUCAGAACCAAAACACAAAGGGGCCUAACUUGGUUUUUCUUAUUUUUGAGGAGCAGUGGUUAAAGACUUUUUUGCUAUUCUUGAUUAAGUGCUAACCGAAGUUCUUUUUUGGACAAUAUGUAUAUGCGAGCAGGUACCAUUUAACUAUGUCAAGUAGAUAUUUUUUUCGUUUUAAUUAUUGAGAUUUUUACAAAAAAAAAAGAUAAGCCAAUUCGUGAUAUGGGCCAGGGUAUGGGCAAAUGAUUGCACUCAAAAACUAGUAAACUAAAUAUUACUAAAAUUAAAAAUGGGUAUUGUGAAUGGUUCUUAAAAUCCCUAUAUACAGAGGGGACACCGAUUUUGAGAUACUUUUACUUAU
Molecule: messenger RNA, 2356 nt
Organism: Cylas formicarius (sweet potato weevil)
Lineage: Eukaryota; Metazoa; Arthropoda; Insecta; Coleoptera; Brentidae
Gene: cu
Product: nocturnin
Exons: 8
Coding region: 371-1564 (397 amino acids)
Molecular function (GO): 3'-5'-RNA exonuclease activity
Source: RefSeq, a predicted model, not a curated record